AUGGCUCGUGCUCUUUGCGUGGGCCUCAUGUUUGGCGCCGCCGGCGCUGCCGUGCACCCGGAGCGCGCGGCCAUGAUCGAGGAGAUCCAGCGGACGUCGAACGUCCUGUGGACCCCGGGGGUCGUGGAGCGCUUCGCGGCGGAGAAGCCGGGCGUCUCGAAGAUCUACGGCGUCAAGGGCAACGUGAGCGAGGCCAUCCAGAAGGCCAUCGCGCGCGGGGAGAUCGAGCGCCUGUUGCUGGUGGAUGAUGGCGAGGAGGUGCCAGAGAACUUCGACUCGGCGGAGCAGUGGCCGGAGUGCGCCAAGAUGAUCAACGACAUCCGGGAUCAGUCCAAUUGCGGGUGCUGCUGGGCGUUUGCCGGAGCAGAGGCGGCCUCGGACCGCAUGUGCAUUGCCUCCAAGGGGAAGACCAUGGUGCCCAUCUCCGCGCAGGACGUGUGCUUCAACGCAAACCCCGACGGCUGCGACGGGGGCAUGAUCGAUACCCCCUGGAGCUACAUCAAGCGUUCCGGGGCCGUGAGCGGUGGCCAGUACAAGGGCACUGGACCCUUCGGCCAGGGCCUCUGCAGCGACUUCUCGCUGCCCCACUGCCACCACCACGGGCCGCAGGGAAAGGACCCCUACCCCGCGGAGGGCAAGCCGGGCUGCCCCUCCGAGAGCUCCCCGCCGGGGCCCACCAAGUGCGACGGGAGCGCCAAGGCGCCCCACGACGACUUCCAGAAGGACAAGUACAGCUACAAGGGCACCACCCAGUCGGCCUCCGGGGAGAAGGCCAUCCAGAAGAUGAUCAUGAUGGGAGGGCCCGUGGAGACCGCCUUCACGGUGUACUCGGACUUUGAGCUGUAUACCAGCGGGAUCUACCACCACGUCUCUGGGAGCAUGGCUGGGGGCCACGCAGUGCGCAUGGUGGGCUGGGGUGUGGACAAGGGCGUGAAGUACUGGAAGAUCGCGAACUCCUGGAAUCCUUACUGGGGCGAGAAGGGCUUCUUCCGCAUCUUGCGGGGCACCAACGAGGGCGGCAUCGAGGAUCAGGUCGUGGGAUCCGCGGCCGACGCCACCUGGGGCCAGGGCAUGCAGCAGGAGAUCGUCGUCUGA
Messenger RNA from Effrenium voratum, 1095 nucleotides. NCBI's taxonomy places the organism in Eukaryota, Dinophyceae, Suessiales, Symbiodiniaceae. The record is from the annotation of a GenBank genome assembly.